Helianthus annuus (common sunflower) is the source of this 2958-nucleotide messenger RNA. RefSeq lists its product as uncharacterized. Lineage: Eukaryota; Viridiplantae; Streptophyta; Magnoliopsida; Asterales; Asteraceae. The record is from RefSeq and is a predicted model, not a curated record. The transcript has 4 exons. The coding region runs from base 1 to 2958 and encodes 985 amino acids.
AUGGAUUACAGCACUACCAACAGGACUUCCAUUCCUGUGCGUACCACCUCGGCCGAUCAAGGGGUAAACCAAGUUGGCUUGGAUUCAUCGGUAGCUGCUAUGGUCGAGAGAGUUAGGGAAGAGUUGAGGCAAGAGAUGAGGCAGGAGUUGAGUGAGAUAAAGAAGAAAGUUGAUAGGUGCGAGGUUUGCAGAGGAGGUCAUGAUACUAUUGAGUGUCCUACGCUUACGCUCGAGGAGGUCGAGUACAUAUCCGGUCAGUAUAUGGGUCCCACGAAUCCGUUCCAUAAUUAUAACUCUAACUGGCGCGGUAGUGGUAAUACGAGUGGUUAUCGUUCAUCUGGAAAUCCUCCUGGUUUUCCAUCUGGUCAGUAUCGGAGUCGAGGGCCUGGUAUUUACACGAGUUCUGGUUCAGGUCAGGGUGGGCAGUUUAGUGGAUCAGGUUCGAGUGGGCAGUUUACGAGUGGGGGAUCGACUCAGGAGAGUCAAGGUAGUGGAAAGGCUCCUGAGGGUAGUAUGAGUAGGGUGGAGGAGAUGUUCGCCCAGAUGAUGUCACAAAAUCAGGCGACACAGAAGUCUCUCACUGAUUUCCUCAAGAGUAAGCAGUCCACUCUUCUCGAUCUUCAGAGAACAGUAGGUGGACUUGCUAAGCAGUUGCAGGAGCAUCCGCCGGGUCAGUUUUCGGGAAACACUUUCACGAAUCCCGCGAAUCAUUCAGCGAAGGCUAUUACGACCCGCAGUGGGAAGAGUUUGGGAGAGGUUGUGAGAGAGAGAGUUGAGGAAGAGGAAGAGGAUGAAGUCGAUGAGGAGAUCGAGAUGGAGGCUCCAGGAAAGGUGCACAUGAGGCUAGACCCGGCAAGUACCGCACACGCCGAGGAGUCACCAGUAGAGAAGAAAGUGGAGAAGCAGCCGACGAAGGUUCGGCCAUCACCAGUGAUUGAUUAUUCUCGCCUUCCGUUUCCCGCCCGCGCUAAGCAGCAGAAGUAUGCUCAGGAAUACGGGAAAUUCCUUGAGAUGUUCACGCAGUUGAAAAUCAAUCUUCCGUUUAUCGAGGCGAUUCAAUCUAUGCCUAAGUAUGCUAAAUUUCUCAAAGAUCUUUUGAAGCGCAAGGAGAGGAUUGGUGAGCUUUCGAAUAUUCCAUUGACAGGAGGUUGUUCCGCGGUAGUCUUGAAUAAGUUGCCAGAGAAAUUAACCGAUCCUGGUACUUUCACGAUUACAUGUUUCUUUGGGGGAGACGUUACCCCCGCUCACGCUCUAGCCGAUUUAGGGGCCAGCAUCAAUCUGAUGCCGUUUUCGUUGGACGAGCGGCUUGGUUUAGGAGAGUUGACACGCACGCGUAUGUCGUUGUCUUUGGCUGACCGAUCAGUCAAGUAUCCUCGUGGGAUAGUGGAGAAUUUGUUGGUUAAAGUGGAUAAGUUCGUGUUUCCAGUGGAUUUCGUUGUGCUCGAUAUGGAGGCUGAUGAGAGAGUUCCUAUUAUUCUGGGCCGUCCAUUCCUUAGAACCGCCAAGGCGAUCAUCGACGUCUUUAACGGUAACAUUUCUCUUCGAGCGGGUGACGAGAUUGUCACAUUCGAGAUUGAUAGAGCGAUGCAGCAUCCAGGAGGUCGAGAUGAUGAUAUCGGGCCGUGUCAUUCUGUUUACUUUCUAAAUUCUUUCAUAUCUUGUGUCGACACGUGUUUCGAGUACAUCAGUGGAGCUGAUUUAGUAGGCGAGGGAGUUGUUGACGAGCAUGAUGAGGAGAAGGUUGAAGAAGUUGAGGAGGAGCAGUUAGAUGAGGAUGAUGAGUUGUGUGUUCCUGAGCCGUUGGAGCUCGACGCGAUUAGAGAUGAGAGUACUCCUGUAGAGAUUCCACCGCCUUUAGAACUUAAGGUUCUUCCAUCACAUCUUGAGUACGCAUUUCUAGGAAAGAAUCCAAAUAUGCCUGUCAUCAUAUCUUCGAAAUUGACAGAGGAGGAGAAAGUGAGGUUGAUUGAGGUGCUGAGAGAGCACAGUGAUGCGAUUGCCUGGAGGCUAUCUGAUAUCAAGGGCAUCAGCCCUACUUUUUGCACGCAUCGCAUUCUGAUGGAGGAUGUUUACAAGCCUGUAGUGCAGCCGCAGCGUCGUUUGAAUCCGAAUAUGCAGGAUGUCGUUAGGAAGGAAGUGAUGAAGUUGUUAGACUCUGGUUUGAUUUACCCGAUUUCCGAUUCAGCUUGGGACAUGGUCGAGAGUUCGAUGGAGGUAUUUAUGGACGACUUUUCAGUGUACGGUAGUUCUUUCGAUCAGUGCUUGAUGAAUUUGGAGAAAAUGUUGAAGAGAUGUGUGGAGACGAAGCUGAUGUUGAAUUGGGAGAAGGGUCACUUCAUGGUGACUGAGGGCGAAGAUAGGUACGAUCAGCCAGCCCCUCCGCCCACUAGUGUCAAGUCGGUUCGUAGUUUUCUCGGUCAUGUGGGAUUUUAUAGGCGCUUUAUCAAGGAUUUUUCUAAAAUUACAAGCCCCAUGACGCGAUUGUUGGAGAAGGACAUUCCUUUUGUCUUUGACGAGGAUUGCCUCAAGGCGUUUGAGUUUCUGAAGGAGAAGUUGGUGACUGCACUGAUUCUCGUGUCACCUGACUGGAGCUUACCAUUCGAGCUUAUGUGCGAUGUGAGCGAUUACGCAGUUGGUGCGGUGUUAGGGCAGAGACGGGAGAAUCAUUUUCACCCGAUUUACUACACGAGUAAAACUUUGAAUGAUGCCCAGGAAAAUUACACCACCACGGAGAAGGAGUUGUUGGCAGUUGUCUUUGCGUUCGACAAGUUCCGUUCGUACCUUGUUCUUUCGAAAACCGUUGUGUUUACCGACCAUUCCGCUCUGCGUUAUUUGUUUCAGAAGAAGGACGCGAAACCGCACCUUAUACGAUGGAUUCUGCUUCUUUCCGAGUUCGAUAUUGAAAUUAAGGAUAAAAAGGGGCAGAGAAUGUGGCGGCAGACCACUUGUCCCGCUUAG